This is a messenger RNA of Nelumbo nucifera (sacred lotus), 3138 nucleotides long. RefSeq names its product lipase class 3 family protein. Gene Ontology annotation, biological process: lipid metabolic process. The record is from RefSeq and is a predicted model, not a curated record. Lineage: Eukaryota; Viridiplantae; Streptophyta; Magnoliopsida; Proteales; Nelumbonaceae.
AACGAUGAAACCGAAUCAUGGCGUUCUGACAACUUCGGAACAGAAGAGAACGUUGAGAUGCCCGACAACAAAAACAAAAGUGAUUACAGCUAGAACGCUAUAGUUCGUUGAAGAUUCCCACCCGCCAUGGAAAUUCGUCUGUGCGAUUUUCAAUAAUUUUUUUUCUUUCAAACAAUAUUGAAUUUCCAUGGCACAAAUUCGUUGAGAGAGAGAGAGAGAGAGAGAGAGAGAGAUUGGCCUCGUACAAGGCAAUGCGGUUUUCGACGCUGAGUAGCCUAAGAUGCGCAACUCUGAUUUUGGGAAUAUUCAACUUGUUGGUAAUGGUUCUGGGUGGAGUUCUGAUGGUUGCGGCAUAUCAAGGUUGUCGACGGGGAGACGUUCUUCCAUUUGCAGUUGUUUCCGUCACCGCUGGUGUAAGGAUAAUGUCAAUGAUCGGUGCCGGGAUUGCGCAGGAAGCUAUAGCAACGACGAUUCUCAGUUCUCCAGCUGAGAGUUCUAUUAUUGACGCGGUUGUCCGCCGCCAAACACGGAUGAGGUAUAAAAGAUGGCUAUGGUGGACACGGUUUGCAAUGAUGAUUACCGUUUUGCAAUUUAUGGGAGCAGUUUAUUUAAUGAUCAUUGCAGUGAAUUAUAUUUCUCACUAUGGAAAAUCAAGUGACUGCUUUCUAGGGAGAGACCCCAAUACUGAAAGCUGGAAGCAAAAUUUACUGCUCUUAUUUCUGAUAUCAGUGUCCUUUAUGGUAGUUAUACAAUGCUUUACGGGAUUUGAUAUAUUAAAAUGGCGGUCCUUUUAUGAAACUCAUGACAAUGUAUGGAAAGCCCAUUACCGGGAGGUAUUUGAUCAUGGAAUUCGUGAGGCUUUGUGCUGUCUGGGGCGUGUCAAAUACCUGAGUGUAUUGGAGGAAGAUGAGGUUUACUUGGUGGCACAGCUAUUGGGUGAUCUUGUUACUUAUCGUGCAUCAGGCACUGGACAUUUGGAAUUCUUGGCAGGACUUGCUUUAUUGCAGCAACAUAGUGAACUCACACAGUCAUAUGAAGAGCUUAUGGAGGUACCAGGAGAGCUUAUUCGAGAGGCUGCUGCAUUUCAUCACUUUGCUGAGGCUGCCUACACGGGUCCACUGCUUGAUUUUGGAAGAAAUCCUGUCAUAUUUCCUUGUUCAUGGCUCUAUAGGCAAGGGGUAUUAACCCCAUGGACUCGUAACAGGCGGCCUAAACUUGAAGGUGAUAACUGGUGGAGAGGACAUGCGGCAGCCUUUUUGAAAAAUGCUAAUAUACCACCAGAAUCACUUAGGAAAGGGCGUGUUAGUCAGGCAAAGCGUGAAGCUGCAUACUUUGUCGUGGUUCUGCAUCAUUUGAAAUCAGUAGUGAUUGCUGUACGUGGAACUGAGACUCCCGAAGACCUUAUAACUGAUGGGUUAUGCAGAGAAUGCUCUCUUUCAGAGGAAGAUUUGGAUGGACUGAUUAAUAGCAAUUACAUUCGGUCUGAUGUAAAGCAAAAUGUUAUCUCAUCUUUUCCCCAUUAUGGGCACUCAGGGAUAGUUGAGGCUGCAAGAGAGCUCUUCAUGCAAAUUGAUGGGCAACCUGAAAAUGGAGAUAAUCUACGUGAAGCCACUGGACUUCUUUCAUCAUUGAUGGGAGCUGGAUGUGAAUGUUUCGGGUACAAAAUUUACGUUGUUGGGCAUUCCCUAGGUGGUUCAAUUGCUGCAUUAUUGGGAAUUCAGUUGUAUCACCGAUAUCCAAACUUGCAUGUGUACUCUUAUGGGCCACUUCCAUUUGUUGAUCCAGUGAUAGGAGAAGCAUGUCAAGACUUUAUUACAAGCAUUGUAUACAAUGAUGAAUUUUCUUCACGCCUUUCUGUUAGAUCAAUCCUGAGACUUCGUGCAGCUGCUAUCCAGGCAUUAUCUGAAGAUCCUGCAGCUAAUUCAGCAAUGAUUUGUAGGCUUGCCAAUAAAAUUUUGCAUGUAAGCAAGUACCAAAGUGGUGGGCAGGAAGUUAAGAUUUCCACUCCUUCACCAUCUGGAAUUGUGACAUCUGAGGACAACAAUCACCAAAUGUAUAAGAGAAGAUCCUAUAAAUAUACUAUUAAAGGGAAUUCUGAACAGGACAAAGACUUGACAUUUCAGGAAGCAACUGACCUCAUUAGCAAUUCAGAUGCUGCCAUUCUAAAUGAUAAUCCUGACGAAUCUAACUGCUCACCUCCAUGCUUUGAGAAUUCUGCUGAUGGAGUUUUAUGUGAAAAUCCCGUGUCUGCAUUUAUGGACCAUGUAUCUUCAUCGAAUACACAAACAAGAGGUCCUCAGGAGGCUUACCUACCUGGCCUUAUUAUUCAUAUAGUACCAGAACAAACUGGAAAUUAUUUGUCCUUGUGGAGAGGCUGGAGAUUUCAUGACAGUGGUCAUCGUUACAGAGCUUAUAUUGCAAACAGGGAAAACUUCAAGGAUAUAAAUGUGUCACCAUUUAUGUUCCUAGACCAUCUUCCCUGGAGAUGCCACUAUGCCAUGCAGAAAUUAUUGGAUACUGGAAAGGCUAAUGAUCAACAUGAUGGUUCACAUAUGGUUUAAACACAUCUCAUCGAGGCAUUUCUUCUGUUACUUGUCUUUCAUAUUGCUUCAUAUUAAUUUAGGUUGACUUAUACUGGUUUUGGGAGUGGCACAGGGGACUUAGGUAUCCUUUCCAUGGGAGUGGCACCAGAGCCUUAGAGGUUCGGCCGUCCAAUACACCCUUAACGACAGAUGAUGUAGAGAGAGAGAGAGAUUGUAAAAUCAUUUUUACGACCAUGUAAAAGUUCUACAUCAAGAAAGCUGUAUUCCUAUUGCUGUACAUGACAAAUGAGGUAUUAGUUGGCUGUCCCGGGUUUGCUUGGAGCUAAAAGGAUGCAUUCAAAUGUGUCUAUUGUCAUUGUAAUGGCCUAGGCAGUAGAGAUACGGUCUAUGUACUAGAAUUAGGAUGUUUACUUUCUAUAUACAUUACAGCAACCAAUAUAUUUACAAUAAGCCUAUUUCCCAUUUAUGUGCCUAUUGUCAUUGUAAUCUUCAAAUGUUGCAAAAUCUAUGCUUUAUUCUUGUACUCUGCAUUUUGCAGAUACAAAGUUGUAAAGUUGAACACGUUUCAGUUAUUGACUUUAUUGCUUUUUCUUUU